Sorex fumeus (smoky shrew) is the source of this 957-nucleotide messenger RNA. RefSeq names its product immunoglobulin lambda-1 light chain-like. Gene Ontology annotation, biological process: immune response; immunoglobulin production. The record is from RefSeq and is a predicted model, not a curated record. The transcript is spliced from 9 exons. The coding region runs from base 1 to 957 and encodes 318 amino acids. NCBI's taxonomy places the organism in Eukaryota, Metazoa, Chordata, Mammalia, Eulipotyphla, Soricidae.
AUGAAGGAAGCUGAAGAGACUCCAGAAUAUAGAGAAAUUGGGUAUCCACGGAUCCUUGUGAUGCCUCAGGAGGAACCCGCAAUGCCUGUGGAUCCAUUUGAAGCCAAGGUAGAUGAAGAAGAUUGCAUAGAAGAAUUGUUUCUUGAGGAGUUCAAUGACACAUCAGAGAUGUCCAGGGAUUUUAUGGUGAAUAAAGAAUAUGAUUCUUAUAAUGAUGUGCUUCAGGAAUGUGUCAACAACAGAGAGAAGUCACAGGUGGACUACGAUACUUUAACAGACUGGGUGACCAUGUCAGCUCGAGCUGCCUUCUUAUAUACUGCUUUUAUGAAACCCACAGCCACUCUGUUCAAUGCCAUCAAUAGGGUCACUUCUCAGAAUAUGAUUCAAGAAUCAUUACUGUCCACGAAUCCUGGGGGUACAGUUACACUCACCUGUGGCUCCAGUACUGGGACUGUCACCACUAGUAAUUAUGCUGUUUGGGUUCAACAGAAGCCCUACCAGAAGCCCAGGGGUCUAAUAGGUGAAACCAGUCAUAGGAAUCCAGAUGUUCCUGCCCGGUUCUCUGGCUCCCUGCUUGGAAACAAGGCAAUCCUCACCAUCACUGGAGCCAAGGAAGAAGACAAGGCUGAGUAUUUUUGUGCUCUGUGGUUCAGGUCCAAUUCUCAGGCUGUGGUGACUCAGGAGCCUUCACUGACCAUGAACCCGGGAGGGACAGUCAUUCUCACAUAUGGUUCUAGCACUGGAGUAGUCACUGAUGGUCACUAUCCAUAUUGGUUCCAGCAGAAGUCUGGUCAAGCUCCCAGAACAAUGAUUUAUGACACAAACAAAAAACACCCCUGGACCCCAGCCCGGUUCUCAGGCUCCAUCCUUGGGAACAAAGCUGCCCUCACAAUCCCGGGAGCCCAAUCAGAGGAUGAAGCUGAAUACUACUGUUCACUGUUAUACAGUAGUGCUUGA